GCAUUUCUCCCAAAGACUGUGAACUGCUGGCUUUCUGCUUGCUCCUCUGAAAAUGCAGCGGCUGUUGACUCCAGUGAAGCGGGUCUUGCAAGUGAAAAGAGUGAUGCAGGAAGCUCCACUCAUGCCUGCUCGCCUUCUUCCAGCAGCCCACCAAAGGUUUUCUUCAGUCCCUGCUGUCCCCUUGGCCAAAACGGAUACUUGGCCAAAAGAUGUCGGCAUCCUUGCCCUGGAGGUCUAUUUCCCAGCCCAGUAUGUGGACCAAACGGACCUGGAGAAGUAUGACAAUGUGGAAGCAGGGAGGUACACAGUGGGCUUAGGCCAAACCCAUAUGGGCUUCUGCUCCGUCCAGGAGGACAUCAACUCCCUGUGCCUGACGGUGGUGCAGCAGCUGAUGGAGCGCACGCAGCUCCCAUGGGACUCUGUGGGACGGCUGGAAGUGGGCACUGAGACCAUCAUCGACAAGUCCAAGGCUGUCAAAACAGUGCUCAUGGAGCUCUUCCAGGAUUCGGGCAACACUGACAUUGAGGGCAUAGAUACCACCAACGCCUGCUAUGGUGGCACUGCCUCCCUCUUCAAUGCUGCCAACUGGAUGGAAUCUAGCUCCUGGGAUGGUCGCUAUGCACUGGUGGUUUGUGGAGACAUCGCAGUCUAUCCCAGUGGUAAUGCUCGCCCCACAGGUGGGGCUGGAGCUGUGGCAAUGCUGGUUGGGCCCGAGGCACCUCUGGCUCUGGAGAGAGGGCUUAGAGGAACCCACAUGGAGAAUGUAUAUGACUUCUACAAACCUGAUGCAACUUCAGAGUACCCGAUUGUGGAUGGGAAGCUCUCCAUUCAGUGCUACUUACAGGCCUUGGACCGAUGUUACACAACAUACCGUCAAAAAAUCCAGAACCAGUGGAAGCAAGUUGGCAUGGAUCGACCUUUCACCCUUGAUGAUUUACAGUUUAUGAUCUUUCACACACCCUUCUGCAAGAUGGCCCAGAAAUCCCUGGCUCGCCUGAUGUUCAAUGACUUCCUGUCAACCAGCAAAGACACACAGACCAGCCUCUACAAGGAGCUGGAGGCCUUCAGGGCGCUAAAGCUGGAAGACACCUACACCAACAAGGACAUGGAUAAAGCACUUCAAAAGGCCUCUCUGGACAUAUUCAACAAGAAAACCAAGGCCUCUCUUUACCUUUCCACGCACAAUGGGAAUACGUACACCUCAUCUCUCUAUGGGUGCCUGGCCUCACUUCUGGCCCAGCACUCUGCCCAAGACUUGGCUGGCUCCAGGAUUGGUGCCUUCUCUUAUGGCUCUGGCUUGGCAGCAAGUUUUUUCUCAUUUCGAGCAUCCCAGAAUGCUUCUCCAGGCUCCCCACUGGAGAAGCUGGUAUCUAGUGUAUCAGACCUGCCAAAACGCCUCGCCUCUCGGAAGCGUAUGUCUCCCGAAGAGUUCACAGAAAUAAUGGAUGAAAGAGAACACUUCUACCACAAGGUGAAUUUCUCACCUCCUGGUGAUGCAAACAGCCUUUUCCCAGGCACUUGGUACCUGGAGCGAGUGGAUGAGCUCCAUCGCCGAAAGUAUGCCCGGCGUCCAGUCUAAAGGUAGUGAAUGAGACUUAGCGAGAUCUGGGAAAAGUAUGCUAGCAGAGCUUCUGCCCUCUAUCGUAUGAAAAACUGCACUCUGAGCUUGUAAAUAGAUUGGAUUGGACACAGUAGCCCCCAAAAUUCUUGGCCCUAUAGAGUGAGUGGGUCCUUCACGCCUUUCCCUGCUGGAGUCACAGUCACUGGCUUGGAGUGCAGGAGGCGCCCUUCAUGAAAGGGGAUGGAGGAAUGGGGAGAAGGCUCAGCCGUGGAUCACUAACCUCCAGAAAUGUCACGGAUCAGUUGUCUCCUUCAAGAUCCAGAUGAUUUGCCUAUCAUUUGUUAUAGCUUUGUUAUGAUUAUUGUUAUUAUUAAAUUUCUGUGCUGUUA
Messenger RNA from Equus quagga, 1950 nucleotides. RefSeq names its product 3-hydroxy-3-methylglutaryl-CoA synthase 2 (gene HMGCS2). Gene Ontology annotation, cellular component: mitochondrion. The record is from RefSeq and is a predicted model, not a curated record. The transcript has 10 exons. The coding region runs from base 53 to 1579 and encodes 508 amino acids. NCBI's taxonomy places the organism in Eukaryota, Metazoa, Chordata, Mammalia, Perissodactyla, Equidae. Gene Ontology annotation, biological process: acetyl-CoA metabolic process. Gene Ontology annotation, molecular function: hydroxymethylglutaryl-CoA synthase activity.